This is a messenger RNA of Heteronotia binoei (common prickly gecko), 5866 nucleotides long. It is a transcript of the gene RASA2, whose product is annotated as RAS p21 protein activator 2. The transcript is spliced from 24 exons. Gene Ontology annotation, molecular function: GTPase activator activity; phospholipid binding. Gene Ontology annotation, biological process: negative regulation of Ras protein signal transduction; intracellular signal transduction; regulation of GTPase activity. NCBI's taxonomy places the organism in Eukaryota, Metazoa, Chordata, Lepidosauria, Squamata, Gekkonidae. Bases 132 to 2624 code for a protein of 830 amino acids. The record is from RefSeq and is a predicted model, not a curated record.
UUUGCUAUUUCCACUAUAGCCGGGCAGGGGCCGCUGCAGUUGUCUGUGCAGUUGGGCGGGUGGGAUAGCGUGCGGGAGACGUUUAGGCUUUCCCCUCCCGGGUUGGCCGCGCGGUGGGUGCCCCGCCUGCCAUGGCCGCCGGUGAAGGGAGCGAUGAGGAGGCGCGGGUGCUGCAGACUCUCCGCUUGAAGAUUUGUGAAGCCAAAAACUUAGUGCCAUACUCUGGACCAAACAAGAUGAGAGACUGUUUUUGUACAAUCAAUCUAGAUCAAGAAGAGGUUUUUCGCACUCAGGUAGUAGAGAAAUCGUUAAGCCCCUUUUUUGGAGAAGAGUUCUACUUUGAGAUACCAAGGACAUUCCAGUUCUUAUCAUUCUAUAUUUAUGACAAAAGUGUUAUACAGAGGGACCUACGAAUAGGAAAAGUUGCUAUUAAAAAAGAAGACUUAAGCAGAUAUGCUGGCAAAGAACCAUGGUUCGUUCUUCAGCCUGUUGAUUCUAACUCAGAGGUUCAGGGAAAAGUUCAUCUUGAAUUAAAACUGAAUGAACUGAUUACAGAUAAUGGAUCAGUCUGCCAACAACUAGUAGUACAUUUGAAGGAAUGUCAUGGGCUGCCUCUCAUCAAUGGACAGAAUUGUGACCCUUAUGCUACAGUGUCUGUUGUGGGGCCUUCAAGGAAUGACCAAAAGAAGACAAAAGUAAAGAAGAAGACAAGCAACCCACAAUUUAAUGAAACGUUUUAUUUUGAGGUAACCAGGUCCAGUAGUUACACCAAAAAGUCACAGUUUCAGGUGGAAGAAGAAGAUAUUGAGAAGCUGGAAGUCAGGUACAUUCUUAAGGUUGAUUUAUGGAACAAUGGGAACUUGGUGCAAGAUCUUUUUCUAGGAGAAGUUAAGAUUCCUGUCAAGACGUUGGGAAGUGAAUCCUUCCAAGCUUGGUACCUUCUACAACCAAGAGAUAAUGGAAAUAAGUCUUCUAAAAGUGAAGAUCUUGGGUCACUUAGACUGAGUAUAUGUUACAGUGAAGACUGCGUGCUUCCAUCUGAGUAUUAUGCCCCCCUCAGGAACUUGCUGCUAAAGUCAACAGAAGUUGAGCCAGUAUCUGCUUCUGCUGCUUACAUUUUGGCUGAAGUGUGUCGUGAUAAAUAUGAUACCAUUAUACCUCUUGUACGAUUGUUGCUUCAUCAUCAUAAACUAGUACAGUUUAUCACUGCAAUGGCAGAAUUAGAACUGAAGGACACCCAAGAAGCUAAUACGAUCUUCAGAGGAAAUUCUUCAGUUACUCGAUGCCUGGAUGAGAUGAUGAAAAUAGUGGGAAAGCACUACCUGAAAGUUACCUUAAAACCAGUUCUAGAUGAGAUAUGUGAGAAUCCAAAGCCUUGUGAAAUUGAUCCCUUGAAAUUGAGAGAAGCUGAAAAUGCUGAAAUUCACAAGGAAAACUUACGCAAUUAUGUCGACAAAGUAUUCAGUACAAUUGUACAGUCAAGUAUAAGUUGCCCUACAUUAAUGUGUGAUGUAUUCUGCUCUCUGAGAAGUUUGGCUGCUGAAAGAUUCCGCAAUGACCCUCAUGUACAGUAUUCUGCAGUGAGCAGCUUUGUGUUUCUUCGUUUCUUUGCUGUAGCUGUAGUAUCGCCUCAUACUUUCCAUUUACGACCUCACCAUCCAGAUGCACAGACAUCUAGAACGUUAACCCUCAUAUCAAAAGCCAUCCAAACACUGGGAAGCUGGGGAAGUUUGUCCAAAAGCAAACUAUCAAGCUUCAAGGAGACAUUUAUGUGCGAUUUUUUCAAAAUGUUUCAGGAAGAGGAAUAUACUGAAGCUGUCAAAAAGUUUUUAGAUGAAGUAUCAUCUACAGAAAGUAAAGAGCCAAAUGUCAUGAGUGAGCCAGUGCAUCUAAAAGAAGGGGAUAUGUACAAAAGAGCACAAGGAAGAACUCGUAUUGGGAAAAAAAAUUUCAAGAAACGCUGGUUCUGUCUUACGAGUAGAGAGCUCACAUAUCAUAAGCAACAAGAUAAGGAACCAAUUUACAGUGUUCCAGUUCGAAACAUUCUUGCAGUGGAAAAACUUGAUGAGAGCUCCUUUAACAAGAAAAACAUGUUUCAAGUGAUGCAUGUUGAAAAAACACUUUAUGUGCAAGCAAAUAAUUGUGUGGAAGCUAGUGAGUGGAUUGAAGCUCUCUGCCGGGUAAGCAGAUGCAACCAAAGGAGACUAAGUGUUUACCAUCCCUCUGCUUUCUUGAAUGGGAACUGGCUUUGCUGUAAGGCCACAUCAGAGAACACAGUGGGUUGUACACCAUGCACUGCAGGUGCACCUGCUGAUAUUCAGAUAGAGAUUGAUGGAGAUAGAGAAACUGAGAGAAUCUACUCACUUUUUGCUGUCAACAUGCCAAAGCUGCAAAAGAUGCAAGAGGCUUGUGGAAGCAUAGCAGUGUAUCAGGGUCCACGGAAAGAACCAGAUGACUAUUCUCAUUUCACAAUUGAGGAUUCCGUAGCAACUUUUCAGACACUUCAGCAAAUUAUAUCUAUAGUAGAAAAGUUGUCUGAACAUCAUGACAGAUAUCAGAAGAAAAGAUCAUCUAGUGCUAAAUAUGGCAGUGAAGAAAAUCCAAUUGUUGGAAAAAUUUCCUAACCAAAGACAAACUGCAGCAGUUGAGUUUGGAUGAAACUGGAAUAAUUUUCACUUUGUCAAAAUCCUGGUUUUAUACUAAUUUUGGAGUAUUUCAGAAUGUAUAUUGGAAAUUAGCUGUGUUCGAUCUAUUUAAUAUUUAAUAAGGAAAGACCAACUUGGGAAUCUGAUUCUGGUUUUGGGAGCGAUUUUCUAUACUGCUCAAAGAACAAAGUUUCAGAAGAUGCAAGUAAUCAUGGACUUUCUACACUUCAAAGGAGCUGUCUAAAGGAAUAAGCUUUUUAGAAGAGAGGAAAAUAACUACUAUCAUGGAAGGGAUUGUAUAUCUGCCAAAUACAUCAUUGUUUAAUUAAUGAAACAUCAGUACCUGUUCAGCAGAUGGCUCUUGGCAUCAAGAAUCCCAAGAGAUGAUAAAGGAUCCAAAGCUUUAUAUUCAACGCACAGCCACUUUUAAAACUGCCCUAUCUUAUUCUGCUGAUCUAUAGGAGACAUGUUAAAAAAGAAAAUGGUGGUACUUUUAAAUGUGCAUUGACAAUUUAGCAAUGUUUUAUUUAAGAGAUAUUACUGAAACAGGACAAGUCAGGGACUCUCCAUCUUGUUUACAGUUGGGGUAAGCAGUGAAAGGAGUGACAUGGGAUCAUUGUCUACAUCUUUGUCUUGAUAAAUACCAGCUAUGAAUUAUUUUUUUAGCUAUCAGGGCUUAUCUGGAGGAACAAGAUUUCAGGGUAUUGGGGAAAUAUUACUAAAUACUACAUGGCAUCCUCCUACUUAAAAUUUAAAAACAGCCCUAAAGACUGGUGUUAAACAUCAGACAUGAGUUGCAUUUAAUUGCAAAUAGUUGCUUUUGAGAAACACUCCAAGCACUUUAGAUAUCUGGAUAGCUCCAGAUUAUAUUUCUAGAUACUUUGUAGUAUCUAAAUAUUAUGAUCAGUUGAAUGAUCGUUGUUGUGGCUUAAAAUGAUGCUUUUUGUGAACUUUUUUAUAUCUAGUUUUUUACUUGUUAGGUGAAGUUUGGAACUCAACUUUGCCUUUAGGAUAUCUUAAUCUUGCCUUCUUGAUCUGUGUCUUGCCAUAGGCUGAUAAAAAUGUCUAUGUAAUAAACAAGCUACCACAUGAGAGAAGAAAGGCUAACCUUCCAUUUGUCAGUAUUAUUGAUUAUGGUACUAGAAACCCCAUUUUGGGAGCAACUUGCUGAGCACUAUUAGAAUAGAUAUAUUUCCAGUGAAGACAUGGCCAUAGUAUUUGUAGAUUUCCUCUUUUCUUUUUUACUUUUUAAAAACAGUUACUGUUACUUGCGCAAAUUUUAACUAAUGUUGUUUGAUACAAUUCUGGUAUAAUAGCUAGAAGAUAUCAGCUGCUUAAAAUAUUAUUCAUUACUGGUAGUAUGGCAUUGCCGAACAAAUUGCAGGGAUGUCACCAAAGGAUCAAAAUACCUGAUCCAGAAGCUUUCUGCACCAGCAAAUAAAAGCUUAUGAUCCUUUGAGCUACUUUAUAUAUGCUCAUGAAGUUGCAUGCACCUGGUGGGAGAUUUAUUUAUUUUUUUAAGAGCUAAUCUUGCCUUUUCAGACAUAGCUUGUCAUGUACUAGCCCCAUUGGGCACAUGGAAUCUAUGGCUCAUGGGUUUACAGUAGAUAGUAUGGAACCAGAGGGAAUUGACAACAUGAAUGAUAUAGUGGUUGUGCAAUGAUAACAGUAGAAAUAGAAGACCAAUGAAAUUAAAUAAUAUCUGGAAGGUCUAGAUUAAAAUGGAUAUUAUGUGGGAUCCAGAUGUGAUGUGUGGUUUGUGCAAAGGAGGCUUAUAGAUAGCUGAUGGUGUUCUCCAACUGACUAUAUUGGAUAAUAAUCUUCCCAUGCUGUUUACUCAGAAAAAGCGGGUGGUUUUAGCCAAAGCAACAUACUGCUAGUCAUCAUUGUGGCUUCUGUGCAGUUCCACAUGGGACUGUGCAUGCACACAGGUCUGCCAUUGUGGUUUUAUUCAGAAGCUGCUCUAGUGUUUUAAAUUAAAAUGUUAUUCAAAAUACUGAAAAAUUAUCCACUGAAAAGUGUUUGUAUAAGACAGAGAUAAUGACUGCAGCCAUUUUUAAUAGGAAUAUCUUGCUAAAUGGAGAAAAUACUAAAUAUUUGAACAUUGGCUGUUUAUCACAAUGUGAUUGAUUGCAGUACUAAUGGGAUCAAAUGAUCAUUUGUCCUUGUUUUAUUGUGUCUAAGUCAGACACUUGUCCAUCUGAUUAGCUGUAUUCCAAAAUGUGAUCAGCAAUAUUUGAAUGAUUUGAUAACAUCUUUGAUACAAGAGCAACACCAUUGAAGAUCUGAAAUUUCUUACUGAUUAUGUUCAGCAUCAUAAAUAGUGGAAUAUGAUUAUGUAGAAAUACAUCAUAUGAUGUUCAGUUUUAGGAAUUAAAAUGUCACUUAUUUAGGCUUCUAACAGAAGAGGACCAUUUUGCACAAUGCAAAAAGGAAGCCAAGGUUUGUUAUGAAAUGUUCCUUUAACAAGGAAUUUCAGCAAGUCACAGCUGCCUGACAGGUAUACAUGCAUGAGAUGUCUUUACCAGCAUGUUGCUUGCAUUCACAUUCUUUGGAUGUAAACCCAAUCAUGCAAUGUGUGAAGUGAUACUUUGUGGCAGUCUAUAAGAACAUAGUAAAAUAGUAUUCUAAUUGAAGUUUCAGCCUUGGGAAUCAUACAUUAAAAAGUAUCAUGCUGCUAUUUUGUUAACAGGCCCCGAUAACUUUUUUGAAAAUUUUAUUUAAUGAAUUACAGUCAGCUCUACCAGUAAUGUUUUAUGAAAUGCACAUGCUUUAGUAAACCUAGCAAAGCAUUAAAUGGCUCUUCUGUAUUUGGCAGACUGCAAAAGGGAAACUUGCAUAAACAGCAAUGGGUCAGGCAUCUGUGGUUCUUCAUAUUAAGGCAUCUUAAAACAGAUGAAGUGACUAGCAGCCUUCAGAGCUAUUCAGUGUUCACAGUUUUACAAUUCUGGUCUUAAGGAUUCUGAGUAUACUCUUGGAAUUCAACUAUUUAUUAGCCUCCUCUAGUCAUAUUGGUGCCAAUAUCAUGCAUUACUUUUUGACAUACAUAUAUAAUAGGCCUUUUAUGUUCAAUUAAUAUCCAUUUGUAACUUUUAGAGUUUGGUAUGUUUGUACUGUGGUGUUGCAAAGUCACUGGCAUUCAGAUCUAAUAUUUGACGAAGUGGGUUUUACCCCACGAAACCUUAAUGCCACAAUAAAUGUUAGUCUUUAAGUUGCCACAU